Molecule: messenger RNA, 1004 nt
Organism: Klebsormidium nitens
Lineage: Eukaryota; Viridiplantae; Streptophyta; Klebsormidiophyceae; Klebsormidiales; Klebsormidiaceae
Source: the annotation of a GenBank genome assembly
AUUUACGCUCCUUGUCAGCUGAGCGCGCGGAGUAGAACCAAACAGGGGUCGCGGCUGGCGCUGAAGCACGCAAGUCGACCAGCAGGCUGGCUGCGGAGGCGCCUUUUGGUGCCACCACCGUGAGCGGGGCGAAUGCUUCGAACGAGCCGGUGAGCGUGUGUUCCGCGGGUCGGACUCCGGCCGGCGCCGCGUGCUUCACGCACCCCGUCCGACGGACCCCCGAGCCGGCUCCCGGUGCUGACGUCAGCAAGGUCCGGGUGACUUCACUGCACAGCUGGUCCCGCGCCUCUCCGUUUCAAUGAACGAGCGUACGAAGCUUGAGCGCGAGUGGGGCGAGAGCUGGGGUUGGGCCUCGGGGCCUGGUGGACUCAGCAGUCGGGGCAGGCCCCGCAAUGGGGCUGCGCGUCGAGCGCCUUGGAUACAGCGUGUUCUCCAUCACGUUGUCGCGCAUCGAGCACCCGCCCAACCCGCGUAUCGUCCCCGCACCCGUCUUGUUCCGGGGGGUUCCCGUCAGCCACCGGGUUCCCUUUCGCAGCAGAACAUCAUUCAACUUCGAACGUCAUCGGCUGACGUCAGGGCAAACCAGCCGCGCAUUGACUUCGGCUUGGCAACUCAGGGCCGGUGCCGGAAACAGGGCAGGAACCGCUUUUCGGAGGAGGCCAGCUGACCUUUGCUGGGCUCAAGGCCGGCUAGGUGAUGUCAGCUGUGCUAAUGGCCAAGGAGACGACUGCAGCGCGUUGGCUGCGCUUCCACGAGGCACCGGACAUCGCCUGAAGAGUGCGCUAGGAGCGCGCUGUCUUGAACCAUGCGAGCGGGCUGGAUCUGAUUUGGGUGUCAACUGGUACGGAGGCGCUCCGGACGGUGCAGAGCGUGCUCAUUUGGAGCUGCUGUCUCAGCCUGGCGGGCACGUCACCGCAAGGGCCGGUCGGGGCGGCUGGAUGACGUCAGCAUGGUGGCACCAGGAGUGCGCGGCCGGCCUCAGCAACUAUUGUUACAGACUUUAG